AUGAAGAAGAGAGGCUAUCACUUCAAAGCCCAGACUCCUUUUUUCUGCUGAAGCUCAGGAACUAUAGAUUUAUACCCUCAGCUGAUGGUUGAUGGUUUUCAAUAAACAAAAUGGAGAGCAACUUAAAGAAUGUUGUCAUCAUAGCUGUUGGAUUUCUGUUUCUAUUUACAGCAUAUGGAGCUCUUCAGAAUUUACAGAGCAGCCUUAACAAGGCUGCAGGACUAGGGGUGACUACACUUAGUGUUAUAUAUGCAUCCGUGAUUGUGUCUUCCAUGUUCCUUCCUCCAGUUCUUAUUAAGAAGUUUGGCUGCAAGUGGACCAUUACAGUCUCCAUGUGCUGCUACAUCACUUUCUCUAUUGGAAAUUUCUAUGCCAGCUGGUACACCUUAAUCCCCGCUGCUGUAAUCCUAGGUCUAGGAGCAGCCCCACUGUGGUCUGCAGAGGCUACUUACCUUACAACAAGUGGAAAUAUUUAUGCAAAGAAGACAGGAAAGCUUGGGAAAGAUGUCGUCAACCAGUAUUUUGGCGUCUUCUAUCUCAUAUUUCAGUCCUCUGGUGUCUGGGGAAAUUUGAUUUCAUCUCUGGUGCUUCAGCAGGAGCCUCCCAAAGGAGAAUUGUCAAAAGAACAAUUGAUGAAUUGUGGAGCAAAUGAUUGUUUUACAACCAGCACAUCUACAAACAGUAGUACUAAGCGCCCAGCAGAUCAGUUAAUCUACACCUUGCUGGGCAUCUAUACUGGAAGUGGUAUUUUGGCAGUAUUAUUGGUAGCAAUAUUUCUUGAUCCAAUUCCAAGCGAUUCAGAAAAUGACGAAGAAGAAAAGGACGUUCCUAUUUCGACCCGUUUCAUGGCAACUUUUCAGCAUCUUAAGGAUAAACGGCAAUGUCUCCUCAUUCCUUUGACAAUGUAUAGUGGAUUUGAGCAAGGAUUCCUUUCUGGUGAUUAUACAAAGUCAUACGUUACCUGUGCCCUGGGAAUACACCUUGUUGGCUACGUGAUGAUCUGCUUUUCGGCCGCCACUUCCAUUUGUUCUUUGCUCUUUGGAAAGCUGGCCCAGUAUGCUGGCAGAAAGGUUUUGUAUGUACUAGGUUCCUUGCUACAUUUCGCCUGCAUGAUUGCCCUUUUGCUUUGGAGACCUCAGCCCUCUCAAACGGUUAUGUUUUUUGUAUUUGCUGUCCUCUGGGGCAUGGGAGAUGCCGUUUUUCAGACACAAAACAAUGCCAUCUAUGGAGAUUUAUUUGUGAAGAACAAGGAAGCUGCUUUUGCCAAUUACCGCCUUUGGGAGUCCCUCGGAUUUGUCAUUGCUUUUGGAUACAGCACAUUGCUGUGUGUCAAAAUCAAGCUAUAUAUAGUGAUUGGGGAGCUGAUUUUGUCCAUGGUGUUCUAUGGGACUGUUGAGGUCCUGGAAUAUACAAAGCCAUCAGAUGUUGAAGAAAAGGACAAUCAAGGAGAAGAAAUAGAUGCUUAAACAAAUGUGUAAAAAUGACAAGGUCCUUGAGGAUAUACACUACGAAGGGCUCAGAAUGGUUUUCUUUAUAGAAGCACCAAAGUAUUAAAUUUUUUUUUCUCAGAACA
Messenger RNA from Trichosurus vulpecula (common brushtail), 1573 nucleotides. Its product is annotated as protein unc-93 homolog A-like. The record is from RefSeq and is a predicted model, not a curated record. Bases 111 to 1466 code for a protein of 451 amino acids. NCBI's taxonomy places the organism in Eukaryota, Metazoa, Chordata, Mammalia, Diprotodontia, Phalangeridae. The transcript has 8 exons.